This is a messenger RNA of Seminavis robusta, 2202 nucleotides long. The record is from the annotation of a GenBank genome assembly. NCBI's taxonomy places the organism in Eukaryota, Bacillariophyta, Bacillariophyceae, Naviculales, Naviculaceae.
CAGCUAGAGGUCGAGGUGCGAGGUGCGCCACAGUGCCAAUGAUAUCAAAGCCGCAGAGCAGCUACUCCAGGUGGUACCACAUGCUGGGUAUCACCACAAACGAACUGAAGAGAGUCAGUCAAUGACAAUUAGGUAGCGAGGAAGCAAAGAAACCAUGACGAGAGGGAUUGCUACCGGUACCGCCUUGGCGUGGGCUCUGUUGUUGAUUCCGACAUGGAUCUCGGCACUGCACAAUGAUGAUCACCAAUCAGUGAGAAGUGGUUCCCAGAAGGGAAGAGCAUUGGAUGAGACAACAAAUGUUCCGACGGCCUAUGUACGCCUCGAGGGAGACUCGGUCCAAAUUGAUGGAUACGGUGCAUCUGCCGUUGGUAGCACUAUUACCAUCUUCGCAGCAGGUAUCUUCAGCAUCAGCGGAGUGUUGGAAGACGGCCAGAUUAGGGUCGAUGCGGGCAAGGACGAUAAAGUUGUCUUGGCCCUCAACGGGGCCAACAUUACGUCCUCCCAAAGUGCUCCCAUCUUUGUACUCAGUGCCGACAAGACCACUAUCUUUCUGGUUGAUGCUACGGAUAACGUUAUCUCCGAUCGAGAAUUUCAUGACACGCAAGACGAAGCCAAUGCUGCCAUUUAUAGCAAAGACGACCUGGAUAUUGACGGUAGUGGCACCUUACUCGUUCAGGCCAACUAUAAUCAUGGUAUUGUUUCUAACGACGAUCUCAAGAUCAAAGGAGGCAACAUUGUGAUUCAUGCGGUAAACGAUGGAAUGAAGGGAAAAGACUCCAUUCUAAUUCAGGAUGGAUCUUCCACUGAAGUAGUUGCUGGUGGGGACGGCUUGCAAUCCAGCAAGGAGGAUGAUGCAGACAAAGGAUUUGUGGAAAUCCAAGGUGGAAUUCUCAACAUUACUGCGACUUUCGAUGGGAUCCAAGCUGCUAGUAGUGUCACCAUUUUAGAUGGAAACAUUACCAUAGCAACUACAGGAGGAGGGGAAAGCAGAGAUUCCGCCAAAGGUAUCAAAGCACAAGUCAAUAUUGUCGUGGAGGAUGGGACCAUCCAAAUCGACUCGACAGAUGAUGCGAUUCAUGCUGAUGAGGACGUGACGAUCAAUGGUGGCCAUCUUCUCUUGGCAUCCGGCGAUGGUGCUGUACGAGGCGAUUCAUCUUUGAUUAUCAACGAUGGUCUGGUCAAAAUUAGUCAAUCCUAUGAGGGCCUGGCGGCUCCUUAUGUGACAAUUAACGGUGGCAACAUCCGCAUUCUGGCGAGCAACGAUGGGAUCAAUGCUGCCGGAGGAAACAAUGUUGCUUCAGAUCUUCCAGAUGCAGGAGGUCCUAUCGUUGGCCGGGGUCGGCCUUCCUGCAAUGUCUCCGAGGACUCGCUAUUGUCCAUCAACGGCGGCUAUGUCUACAUUGAUUCUGGUAAUGACGGAGACGGAAUUGACUCCAAUGGGCACAUCAACAUUACGGGCGGAACGCUCAUUGUAAAUGGACCUACUGAAUCAACGAGUGGCGCCCUGGACACGGAGGGGGUACUCAAGGUAUCGGGUGGGUUUUUGCUGGCAGUUGGAAGUGCUGAAAUGGCGCAAUCACCCAACAGCGCUGCAUCCACUCAACUGUCCAUCCGAUACAUUUUCGAUUCGGUUCAAGCAGCGGGGACCAUGAUUCACAUGGAAAACCCUCGGAGUGGCAUGGUCAUGUUUUCAUUCCUCCCCGCUAAAGAGUUCCAAUCUUUGGUCUUUUCGUCGCGUGAGCUCGUCAUCGGAGAAACCUACGACAUUUAUAUUGGAGGAUUCGUGGCGGACAGUCCUAGUCCUAGUAAGGAUGGGCUCUGGGGGAAAGGAACGUACCGACCUGGAACCCUGGUAGGAAACGCUUCACUUGAUGGCAUGGUGUACAACGAAUCGAAAAACCUUGGCUAUCAAAUAAGCUGUUCUUCUCCCCCAGAUGGCCAAGGCACAUCUUCUGGUGAAAGUGCAACCUCUUUGGAGAGUGAUACCGCAGCCAGCACUCAGUCAAACGAAUCAUCCAGCAGUAGCGUCCUGUCAGUAUGUCAUCUUGGCGCCGUAAUCUUGGCCGCGGCCCUCCUUUUGUUGUAACAUGUAAUUCUCUUGGAAAUAUCCUUGAUUUGCUUCCUGCAAGAGGCAACCUACACGUAGUUCAGGUCUCUAGGUGUCAUGAACGGAGUUCCAUUUUCAAUGUUUUGGUCUUUGUU